AAGAGCAUCUCAGCUGUCGUUCUUUUACCAGAAAAAGACCACAUCGAAUCAAUAAAUGGUCGGCGAAAAGAUGAUCCGGAGGAGCCGGAACCAAUCGAGUCAAAGAAGAGGCCGGCUUGUCGACGCUCGCCAUCUCGCACCAGCGCCUCUCGCUGCGUCGAGACAAAACCCCCUUCUGUGGACAUCAUCUCUACGUCUCUUCUUCCAUCUUGAAGCCGCACACCGGAGCCUCACGCAAUCUCGCCGGAAAAUUCCAAAUCCAACGGUCCCGCACUCCUCCGCCUUCCCCACCACUGACCCACAAAAGUCAAAGUCCGAUCGAUCGGUUCUUCGGUCAAGAAACGUACGAAAGUUUCGAUUUUGGGACUACCCAUUUAGAUUCCGAUUCGUGUUUUUAUUCGUUCGACAAGUUCUGACUUCCUACGAGCCGGCGCUGCUGCUGUGGUUUCCUCGCCGUCCCCCAACCGUACUGGAGAUCCCCUCCUUCUCGAUCUUCGCGCGGGCAUGUGGUCGCCGGAGAUCGGGCCCGACGAGCCCCUGACUCCGGCGGGGCGCCUGUUCCUCCAGAAGGAGAUGAACCAGGUGAUCUACUGCGUCGUCGGCGUGAAGCACCCCCUCGACGUCGACGCCCUCAAGUCGGCGAUCCAGAGCUCCCUCAUGGUGAAGCACCCUAGGUUCUGCAGCCUCAUGGUGCGGGACUCUGCGGGCCGGGAGCACUGGAGAAGGACCCGUGUGGACAUGGACCGCCACGUCGUCGUGGUCCACGGGCCCGUCGCCGACGGCCUCUCCGACGAGGCGGCGGUCAACGAGUACCUCGCCGACCUGUCCACCGACUCGCCGGGGCUCCUGGGCGACGAUAAGCCCCUGUGGGACGUCCACCUCCUGAUGGCCCACCGGUGCCUGGUGUUCCGGAUCCACCACGCACUCGGCGACGGGAUCUCGCUGAUGUCGAUGUUCCUGGCGUCGUGCCGGCGGGUGGACGACCCUGAGGCGCUGCCGACGAUCGGUCCACCGUCGUCGGGUAAGAGGAGGAGGGGUGGCGGCGGCGGCGAGUGGUGGAAGGCGGUAGAGAGGGUGUUGGGGGUGGUGUGGUUCACGUUGGUCUUCGUAGUGGAGUUCGUGCUGCGGAGCAUGUGGGUGAGCGAUCGGAAGACGCCGGUCAGCGGCGGCGCAGGGGUGGAACUCUGGCCGAGGAAGCUGGCCACGGCGAGGUUUCGGCUGGAGGACAUGAAAGUGGUCAAGUCAGCGGUCGCUAAUGCGACCAUUAACGAUGUUCUAUUCGGGAUCAUAUCGGCAGGCUUGUUCAGAUACUUGGACCACCGAUCUCCCGACGCCGUGCGGGAAGGGACUCGAAUAACCGGGGUGGCAAUGGUUAAUCUGCGAGAACAGCCGGGAUUGCAGGAACUAUCCAAUUUGAUGAAAGGCAACCCGGGACUGCGGUGGGGCAACAAGUUUGGGAUUCUCCUUCUCCCCGUUCACUACCACAGAAGCUCCGGCGAUCCUCUCGAAUACCUGAGAAAAGCCAAGUCGAUGAUCGACCGGAAGAAGAAGUCCCUGGAGGCUUACCUCUCCUACAAAAUCGGGGAUAUCGCCAUGACUUAUCUAGGAGCACGUAUCGCAAGCCUACUCAACUACAGGAUUGUCUGCAACACCACGUUCACCAUCUCGAACGUGCUCGGCCCACACGAGGAGAUCGCAGUCGUGGGCAACCCCAUCACGUACAUAAGGGCAAACUCCUCGAGUUUACCUCACGCGCUCACGAUGCACAUGGUGAGCUAUGCGGGGAGGGCGGACAUGCAGAUUCUGGUGGCUAAGGACAUCAUCCCCGACCCUGAUUUUCUGGCCAAGUGCUUUGAGGAUGCUUUGCUCGAAAUGAAAGCAGCAGCUUCUACUACCGUGAACUCGAAGAAGUAAAUAGAUAAACAUUCUUGUGAUGUUAGGAAGGGACAUCUGUAUCGUAUUCUUUCACAUGUGUGAUUAUACACAGGGAUUAAAAAAAAGAAAAUUGAUCCCACCUAUAUGAUGUUCUAUUGGGACAAGAAGAACCAUUUUAGGCCAUCAAUCUGAAUUUCGUCUUAUGUCUUACUUGUCAAUGAAGUUAGUAGGGUGUUCCUCUA
Eucalyptus grandis is the source of this 2117-nucleotide messenger RNA. RefSeq names its product O-acyltransferase WSD1-like. Gene Ontology annotation, molecular function: long-chain-alcohol O-fatty-acyltransferase activity; diacylglycerol O-acyltransferase activity. The record is from RefSeq and is a predicted model, not a curated record. Lineage: Eukaryota; Viridiplantae; Streptophyta; Magnoliopsida; Myrtales; Myrtaceae. Gene Ontology annotation, biological process: triglyceride biosynthetic process. Bases 505 to 1914 code for a protein of 469 amino acids. The transcript is spliced from 6 exons. Gene Ontology annotation, cellular component: plasma membrane.